CCUGCCUCUCCACACUGUCUAGGACACCUGAACUGCCUCACAUUCACACACUCACACUCAUACACACGCUGGAACGUCUGGAUACUCACACACACUCUCACAGAAAGGACCUAAGUGCUCAUAUUCACUCUUACACACACACACACACACACACACACACACACCAAACGUACUGGGACGCCUGACUGACAAACACACACACACACACACACACACACAUACACUAUCUGGGAUUAGCUGUUCACCUGAUCGCAUCUGGACUCAGCGGAACAGAGGCGUACCUGCGUUGCCAUGGCCACAGUGCGGAUGAGGCUGAUGGUGCUAUCGUGCCUGCUGGCGCUGUCUCAACUGGGAGAUGCCAAGAGAGGGAGAGGCAACAGGGCAGACCUGGAGCCAGGCCAGAGGAUGAAGAUGCCAUACGAGCCCAAGUCGGUGUUCCGGUUCUACACUGGGGGAGAGAACAUGGAGGACACCUGCGUUCUGGAGCUCUUCCAGACACACACAUUCCAAGCCUGUGGCUUCAACAACACACACCCGCUUGUCAUCAUCACGCACGGCUGGUCGGUGGACGGCAUGAUGGAGAGCUGGGUGACUAAACUGGCUGCCCUGAGGACGUCGCUCGGGGACGUCAACGUGGUCAUCACUGAUUGGCUGCCCCUGGCCCACCAGCAUUACCCGGUCGCCGCCACCAACACCAGGGUGGUGGGGCAGGACAUCGCUCACCUGCUGCGCUGGCUACAGGACUUCCUGCAGUUCCCCACCAGUAAGGUGCAUCUGAUUGGCUACAGCCUGGGCGCACACAUCUCUGGGUUCGCUGGGACUUACCUGGGAGACUCCAUAGAGAUCGGACGCAUCACAGGUCUGGAUCCUGCAGGCCCCCUGUUUGAGGGCAUGUCCGCGACCGACCGCCUGUCCCCAGACGAUGCCCGCUUCGUGGACGCCAUCCACACGUUCACGCAGGAGCGCAUGGGUCUGAGCGUGGGCAUCAAGCAGCCCGUGGCACACUUCGACUUCUACCCCAACGGAGGAGCCUUCCAGCCCGGCUGCCAUCUGCACGUCACCAACCUCUACGCCCACCUCACGCAGUACGGCCUCAUGGGGUUCGAGCAGACUGUAAAGUGCGCCCAUGAACGUUCCGUCCACCUGUUCAUCGACUCCCUGCUCAACAAAGACAAGCAGAGCAUGGCGUACCGUUGCCGCGACGACAGCGCGUUCGAGAAUGGUCUGUGUCUGGACUGCCGUAAGAACCGCUGUAACAAGCUGGGCUACGACAUCAGGAGGGUGCGCACUGCCACCAGCAAGAAGCUCUUCCUCAAGACUCGCUCCCAGAUGCCCUAUAAACUGUACCACUACCAGUUCCGUAUCCAGUUUAUCAACCAGAUCGAGACCACAGACCCCUCACUCACCAUCAAACUUGUAGGAACUAAAGGGGACAGCGAACAGCAGUCCAUCAACUUCAUCGAGGAGAUCUCGGGGAACAAGACCUACUCGUUCCUCAUCACGCUGGACACGGACAUCGGGGAGCUGAUGAUGCUGAAGUUCCACUGGGAGGGCAGCCCCAUGUGGAGCAACGUGUGGAGCCGCAUGCAGACCUUCAACCCCUGGGGCAGCGGCUCGCAGGGCCCCAAGCUCACCGUCGGCAAGAUCCGCGUCAAGUCCGGCGAGACCCAGGAGAAGACGUGGUUCUGCGCCCAGACGGAGGACGGCGUGCACAUCCAGCCGGCGGAGCAGAAGGUGUUCGUGCGCUGCCAGGUGGAGCGGCAGAAGCACCGGCGCGCCAGGAUACACAGCCGCUAAACAGGAUGUGACAUCACGAUCACGCCUGUCCUUCAAAAUCAACCUCUAGUGCUGGCUGGGAAAUUUAUAUAUAUAUAUA
Messenger RNA from Sardina pilchardus (European sardine), 1876 nucleotides. RefSeq names its product lipase, hepatic a (gene lipca). Lineage: Eukaryota; Metazoa; Chordata; Actinopteri; Clupeiformes; Clupeidae. Gene Ontology annotation, biological process: triglyceride catabolic process; fatty acid biosynthetic process. Gene Ontology annotation, molecular function: lipoprotein lipase activity; apolipoprotein binding. The record is from RefSeq and is a predicted model, not a curated record.